AGUGCCGCGUCUCGUUCGCGAGAGCCGCGCACGCACGCCGCUCGCUUGUGUAUACCGAUCGUCGUGCCGAUUUUUACCGCACAGUAUCAGAAUACCUACAGAUCGUCGAUCCUCGCUUGGUACCGGUCGUCAGUUCGGUGCUUUUCGGUGGAUGACCGGUUCUCGAAGGGCGGGGGGGGGUGGGGGGGAGAUCGGUUGGAAAAUCGGCUGAAAAAGAGUUUACGAUUUGUUUAUUCGGAGGAUCACGUGCAGAAUACCUCGCGCGUAUUUCUCUACUGAAGAAGAAGGAGAAGAAGAAGAAGUGGAGGAGGAAGCAGCAAGUGGUCUCUCGGCGUUCUCCGAGGUGGCGGCUGGCGAACGGCGCAAUUCGCUCUUUCUCUCUCUCUCUCUCUCUCUCUCUCUCCCUCUCUCUCUCUCUCUCUCUCUCUCUCUCCUCUUCCUGUGGAUUCGCCCGAUCGAAUCUCGAAUGGAAUUCUCUGUCUUCCUUUGACGCCGCUGCUGCUGCUGUGUUUGUGCAACUAAGUGGCUACGAAACGCUGAAGAAACGGCUAGUUUGCCUUAAUUAGCUCGUUCGUUAGCCGAGCGUAGCAGCUUCGUUAGGCAGUUUGUGCAGCAGAUCAAGGCGGGAGGAGAGGAGAAAAAGCGAGUGAGAUCGAAAAGUCCGCGUAAUUCGACGCUCCGAAAAAGUGCCCCUACUCGACUCUGCGUGGGCGAGUCGCGAGUGGGGGAGAGGACGCGCGCAACAAGAGGAAAGUGAAGGCGCUCUCUCGGUCCUCUUUGGGAUGCGCGAGUUAUGCCCCUUCGGGAGUGACUCUCUCGCGCGGCUUGCGAAAUAAAAACAAACGCCGGUUAAUGUUGUUGUUACUGCAGUACGCGAGCACAAUACCCGUGACCUAGAGAGUCGUGGAUUCGCUCCGAUAGGCCUUGCAGAAUAAGAAGAAACGCGCGAGAGGGAGAUAUGCAUGGAAAAAGAAGCAGCAGGAGAUAAUUCGAGGCCUGAUGCCCAGGGUCGAAGAGAUUAAGCUCGAAAACGCGAUUGAAGAUGCUGCGGCUCGAUAAGGAUCCGGCGUGGUGGUAAUCUUCGAGGCGGGAAAAAAGUCAGCCGAGAGAGUGAAGGUGAAGAGACUUUGCGUGUUUCGUGGAUUAUUCGCGGCGAGAGCAAGAGAUGAUGAUGCCCGCAUCGCUCAGAUAAGAGCCGCAAGCAAGAAGAGAGCAGGAGGAGGAGGAGAAGCUUCGGAGAGGAUCGUGUUUUUCAUGGGUAUUGCGGAUGAUUGAAAAUUGCAGACUCUCCUCCUCGCCGGCCGGGAAUAAGGGCAGGAUGGAGCGAGAGCCGAGGAAUUGAAAUAAUGAAAUGCUCGUUACGAGGCAAGAACGGCCUUUCGAGAUGAUUAGGAAACCAAAUUCUGUACAGCGUGACAAAGACUCGAAGGAGAGAUAAGAUAGAAAGAUAGAAGGCUGAUAAGUAAGAGAUAACGCUCUCGGAGUCCAGUUUUCGACGUUUGCAUUCACGAGAAUCCACUGGUUCUUGCGUAACGAACCAGCGUUAUCAGCGACGAUCGCAGGCAUCUCAAUUACCCGCCGAAAUUGAAACGUUCGCGAGUUUAAAAUCCGCGCUCGGUUAAUUUCUCUCCGGUGAAAAAGGAAGAAGAAUCGGCAAAAUCGCUCGUUAGGAAUGAGCGAGCCGCUGCUUUUCGCAACUCAAGAGAAAGCGUAAAAGAGAGGCCCAAACGCGAGCCACGCGCGCGGUCAUCGCUCGUUAGUCGUGUGUGUAAACUCGCAUCGGCGGCGGCGCUCGUUAGUGAGGGAAGUGAUUCGACGGCCGGUGAUGAAAAACGCUUGGAAUGAACGUGAUUUUUGUUAGUGCAAAGUGACACAUACAUGCAUAAGUGACAGUGCGAAAAAUGAGGACGUUAUCGUUUGAGAAUCUGAGGAGGCUCGUCGGUAGGAGGAAGGACCGGGACCACGAGCCGUCUUUCGAGCGCAGCGAGUCCUUCAAGCGCAUUUCCAUUAGGAAGAGUUACCUCGAUCGAGGUAAAAGACGCACCAGGUUGCAGAAAGCCAGCGAUUUGGCUGAGACCACGGCCGCUGCACCGGUGGUCACCGUUGAGAUGUCAUCCCGUACUAGGACGAAGAAGGUUGUUGGACCGACGAUCGUUCAGGUCCGAGGUGGUGGGAAUGUCUCGGACGAGUUUGACGUUGACGAGAAAAAGGAGAAGAGGAUCAGUCGCGAUGACGUUGAGGUCUUCGGUAUCAACGAGGUAGUGAUAGAGGAGGACGAUGAUGAGGAUGAAAUGAAGGUGAAAAGGAAGACUCCUGCUGGAACCAUAGUCUACGGACAGUGGCUCAACGACAUCGAUUCUUCGUACUCUUUGAAAGACCGAAAGUACAAGAUGGACUCUUACUCUUCUCGUGACUCCAAGUUCGACUCCUCCCGUGAGAGGAUAUACAUCUCGCAGGAGAAGCGUCCGUUCGCCAAACAAAACUUCGCCAUGUCUCCUGUGAGGAAAAUCAACGAGGACAACGAGAACAAUUGCAAGGUCUCGUCGGUGCUCAUCGAGAUGGAUAAGUCCCCUCAGCUGCCUAGAUCGCAGUCCAGAAUUCAAAUGAGGGAUGAACUCGACAGCCUAGAAGCGGUGGACGAGUACGACAACCGAAGCACAGCCGAAGACUACAACAGCACAACGUCCAACAACGUUAUCACCGUCAACGCCGUUCCUCGUUGGCGGGAUCCACCGAGUGUUCCAGCCACUAGCAGUUACUCCCUGUCCUCGAAUCCGGGCGUCGAGUCCAGUCUGGAGGAUAGGUACAAUGACCGGAGCGUUAUCUCCAGAACGGUAUCAGCACCUGACAAACCGGUCGUUGGCAAAACCGACACAACUUCGACCAGAGCUUCUGGGUUUAGCCUAUCCCUGUCCUUUUCCAGACUGACGACUGAUUUGAAGUCAGCAGCUAUGACCACCAAAAAUGGUCUAUUCAGAAGACGCAAGAGGCCGACUCCGAUGAAGCCGUCUCCGAGCGUCAGCGCCCAAGGUUACUUCGAGCGAACCGCAGCCGCGUCAACCUCUACCAGAAGAUCCAGGAGGAGUAACGUAGGAAGUGGCAGGAGAAGACCAGUCUACACGUCCAGAAGACGAAAGAUUACAACGAGUAAGCCUAGUCCAGCACCAGACAGUCCGGUCUGGUUUGUACCACCCGAAAGGCGAAGAUCCAACCGCCAACGUGGCAGAGUCUGGAGGGAAGUCCGUUACCUUCCUCAGGAUGACGGUAAAUCAGACGCUGACAACGUGGACAGCAAAUCCAAUAACUGGUCCAACGACUCGAACCUGUCCGACGAAUUCGACGACAAGAAGCUUCUGCUGUCCGGAGACUUUGAGGAAAAGUCUGAGGCUUCGCUAAACCCUCGAAAAGCCGACUCUGGCUCGAACCUCGAUUCCUCGUCGUUGGUCUCCAGCUUGGCCAGCUCCACAUCUCUCAAACCCAAGAUCAGCGACUUUAACGAGGACAAGAUCUUCUACGAAGAGUACCGUGGCGACAAGUCCAAACCCGUCAACCCUCCCGAGAGCAACUACUUCGCUAGCAGUCAGUUCCUGGGAUUCGUAGCCAAAAGCGCUGGUCGAAACGUCGUCACAACCACCAUCACCACCACCAACAACAGCAACCAGCGCUGCGGUUGCACCUCCUCCAGUGAAUCCGACGAACCAGAGCGGGUUUUACUGGUCGUGGGUGGCAGUAAGAAGGACGGCAAGGACGCGGUAAGUCUGAACGUCGCCGGUGGCGAGAAGAGGAACUGCUCCGUGGUACUGGUAGUGGAGAGUCAGAGAUCCAGUGGCGUCAACAGACAGCAGGAGGUUGGACCAGGCCAGAGGAGGCGACCGCUCAGAAGAAAGUCUCAACUGAGGCGGGGCGGCGCUGCCGGUGGUAACAACGCCAGGGGACAGCCAGUUUACCUCGCAAGGAGGAGGUCGUCGCUCAGGAGGAGACCCUGUAGGGACAUCACGCAAAAGGGCUACGAGAAGAAACGGACGCGACUACUGCAGCAGUAUGCGUCGAAACAGCUUGGCAGCGGAAAUAACGGAAGCGGCGGAGGUGGUGGUGGUGGUGUUGGUCUCGAAAGGACAAGUUUCGGCAGUGGCAGCGGCAGCGGCGGAGGCGGCGGCGGUGGCGGAGGGCGUCCGCAGCCACGCGCCAGGCGCACUCAACGUCGCGUCACCCACUCCGAAAAGCGCUAUCACUCAGGCGGCCGGCUAGCGCCUGGCGCUAUUGCCAGUCCCCCGGGCUCCGGCGGCUCGACGGGUGGCCACAGCAACAACAACAACAACAACAACAAUACCGGCAACUCGAAUUCGGCUGCCACGAGACGCGGCAACCGCAGACUCACGCGCAACGAGAGCCGCUACCAUUCCGAGGUCCGCCAGGAAGCAGUGCAGCAGGCGUUGGCCGCAAUGCAGGGUCGACCCAAGCCCUCACUUCCUAUGCCAUCGAAGCGCACCUCCGUGAUGGCCCGCAGCCCGGAGCGCAGCAGUGGAGGUAACCAGGGCAGUGGCGGUGGAGGCGGUGGUAACCAAGCCGGCGACUCGAGCAGCGACGAGGACAGCGUCGUUACGGAGGAGAGUCCGGGCGCGGGUGGACCCAGUGGUACCGGCCUCUCCGACACCAGCAGCACUGGCUCCGCCAGGGACACGCCACCGCCGCCGAGACCACCGGCUAGGAGGCCACCUGCGGAUAUCACCGACAUCGCCGAGUAUACGCCACACGCCUACUGCAAUCUCGUGCAGCCGCCCGAUGUCACGCACACGACCACGCAGUCGCGUAGACCUGCGGGAGCUGACAGAGUCAAUAGGUACCACGUAGUAGAAGAUAAUAACACUGGAACGACAGGCCGAUGGAAGGUGUCGGCAAAGAUCCAACAACUGCUCAACACGCUUAAACGGCCAAAACGCAGACCACUGCCAGAGUUUUACGAGGACGACGACAUCGAGUUGGAAAUCGCAGCUAAUCCGAAGGAUCCAAACGCUCCGAAACCCGAGGGUGGCACCAUGACACCCGCCGUCGGCGAACAGCUCUCCGUGCCUUCUGGACUGCCUAGAUCGGUCGAAGCUUCUAUUCAGAGGUACGGCUCGGCCUCGUACAAGGCGCCGGCGGCCACAGUUCUGGACCCGAACGGCAAGCUAUGCGUGACGCUGACCUACGGCAAGCUGCUCAGUCGCUCGUACAAGAUAGCCUACACGCUUCUGAACAAGGCUCUGAGUCGCGUCGUCGGCGAAUGUUGCCUCAAGCCUGGAGACCGCAUCGCCCUCGUCUACCCCAACGAUGAUCCCAUCAACUUCAUCUGCGCGUUCUACGGAUGCCUCCAGGCUGGAAUCGUGCCUGUACCCAUCGAGGUGCCGCUCACGCGUCGCGAUGCCGGAUCACAGCAGAUUGGCUUCCUGCUCGGUAGCUGUGGCAUUCAGGUCGCUCUGACCAGCGAGGCGUGUCUCAAGGGCUUGCCGAAGACUGCCGCCGGCGAAGUGAUCGCAUUCAAGGGCUGGCCGAAGCUUCACUGGUUCGUGACGGAGCAUCUAGGCAAAACCCCUAAGGACUGGAUGCCGCCGACGCGGCUCACCGACGACACCCCGGCCUACAUCGAGUACACCACCGACAGGGACGGCUCGGUCAUGGGCGUCACGGUCACGCGGGCUGCCAUGCUAGCCCACUGCCGUGCCCUCACUCAGGCGUGCGGCUACACCGAGGGAGAGAACGCAGUAUGUGUUCUGGACUUCAAACGCGAAGUCGGCCUCUGGCACAGCACGCUCACUAGCAUCUUGAACGGCAUGCACGUCAUCUUCAUUCCGUACGCACUGAUGAAGGUGAAUCCGGCGAGCUGGAUGCAAAUGAUCACGAAGCACAGAGCAAGCGUCGCCGUAGUCAAGUCCCGAGAUCUACACUGGGGACUGCUCGCGACAAAGGACCACAAGGAUAUAUCCUUGUCGACGCUGCGACUUUUGCUUGUCGCUGACGGGGCCAACCCCUGGUCGCUUUCAUCCUGCGACCAAUUCCUCUCGGUCUUCCAGUCCAAGGGCCUGAGGCCAGACGCCGUCUGCCCCUGCGCCUCAUCGAGCGAAGCCCUUACGGUGUCGGUCAGAAGGCCUGGCCGAGCUGGUGUUAACGCCACUGGUAGAGGCGUGCUCAGCAUGUCGGGACUAAGUUUCGGCGUGGUCAGGGUCGACCAGGAAAACUCUUUGACGUCGCUCACACUGCAAGACUGUGGUCAAGUCAUGCCUGGAAGUAUUGUAACAGUGAUAAAGAUGGAAGGACCACCGCUAGUCUGCAAGACGGACGAGGUCGGAGAAAUCUGCGUGCACAGUGCAGCAACGGGUAGCCAAUAUUGGGGUCUGCAGGGCCUUACCAACAAUAACUUCAAGGUACAACCGUUGCAAGCUGAAGGCCAGCCACUCGGCGAUGUCGAGUACACGCGAUCCGGACUUCUUGGUUUUCUUGGACCGGGCAACCUUGUCUUUGUUUGCGGCUCUCGAGAUGGUCUCAUGACUGUCACCGGGAGAAAACACAAUGCGGAUGAUAUCAUCGCAACCGUACUAGCCGUCGAGCCAAUGAAAUUCAUCUACAGAGGAAGAAUUGCUGUGUUUAGCGUGAGAGUAUUGAGGGAUGAGAGAAUAUGCGUUGUCGCUGAGCAGCGACCCGAUUGCAGUGAAGAAGAGAGUUUUCAAUGGAUGUCACGAGUCUUGCAAGCAGUCGAUUCAAUUCAUGCUGUUGGUAUAUACUGCUUAGCGCUCGUACCGCCUAAUUACCUCCCAAAGACACCACUAGGAGGUAUCCACUUGUCCGAGACAAAGAGACGUUUCCUCGAGGGUACCCUUCACCCGGCCAACGUUCUUCUAUGUCCUCACACUUGCGUCACGAACCUGCCAAAGCCACGUGAGGUUCAUUCGGCGGGGGAUUCUGUUUCAGAUGUGGGUCCGGCCAGCGUCAUGGUGGGUAAUAUCGUCCAGGGUAACAGGCUCGCCUCGGCGCAGGGCAGAGACAUGGGCGUCCUCGACGAGGACAGUGAUAAUGCCAAAAAGUAUCAAUUCAUCUCGGAGAUUCUGCGAUGGCGUGCGGUCGGCACUUCUGACCACGUGAUAUUCACCUCGCUGAAUUCUAAGGGUGCGGUUGCCGCCUCUCUGUCCUGCUCACAGCUCCACAAGAAGGCCGAGCGCAUCGGAAACCUUCUGCUCGAUCGCGGAAGGAUCAACACCGGUGAUCACGUUGCGCUGCUCUUCCCGCCUGGGACCGAUCUCAUCUGUGCGUUCUACGGUUGCCUCUACGUCGGCGCUGUUCCGGUUACUAUCCGACCGCCUCAUCCUCAGAACUUGCAAACUACACUGCCCACUGUUCGCAUGAUCGUCGAUGUUAGCAAAUCCGUGCUCAUACUGACCAAUCAGACCAUCUUGAAACUACUUAAGUCAAAGGAGGCCAACAAUGUCGUCGAAGUCAAGAGCUGGCCAACGAUCCUCGACAUGGACGACAUGCCAAAGAAGAAACUUCCUGUUUUGUACCGUGCGCCUACAGCUGAGAUGCUUGCCUACUUAGAUUUUAGCGUGUCGACAACCGGCAUGCUCGCCGGCAUUAAGAUGUCCCACGCGGCUGUUACUUCUCUCUGCCGGGCUAUGAAACUAGCAUGCGAACUCUAUCCGUCGCGACACAUCGCGCUCUGCUUGGAUCCGUACUCCGGACUUGGAUUUGCUUUGUGGUGUCUGAGCAGUAUAUACAGUGGACAUCAUUCGAUUCUUAUACCUCCUUCCGAAGUCGAAGCCAAUCCAGCAUUAUGGCUGUCGGCAGUAAGCCACUCGAGAGUACGCGAUACUUUCUGCUCCUACGGCGUUAUGGAACUUUGUACAAAAGGCCUCGGAUCGUCGGUUCAUGCCUUAAAAGCCCGAGGAGUCAGUCUCGCCUGCGUGAGAACUUGCGUCGUCGUGGCUGAAGAGAGACCGAGGAUAGCACUGACCAGUAGCUUUAGCAAACUUUUCUCCGCUCUCGGCUUAAGCCCUAGAGCAGUGUCAACCUCUUUUGGUUGCAGAGUUAAUACGGCCAUUUGUCUACAGGGAGCAUCAAGUCCCGAACCCUCAACGGUCUACGUGGAUCUACGAGCUUUGCGCAACGACCGCGUCUCCCUCGUGGAACGUGGCUCGCCUCACUCACUCUGCCUCAUGGAGUCUGGCAAACUGCUACCAGGCGUCAAGGUUAUAAUUGCCAACCCCGAAACCAAAGGCCAGUGCGGUGAUUCACAUCUCGGCGAGAUCUGGGUACAGUCGUCGCACAAUGCCAGCGGUUACUUCACCAUCUACGGUGAUGAGAGUGACUACGCGGAUCACUUCAACGCUCGCCUUGUCACCGGCAAUACGAACGAGGUUUACGCGCGCACAGGAUACCUUGGAUUCCUUAGACGCACUGAGAGCGUACAGCAGAGUGUCGGUGGUACUGACAUACCCGGUGAUAAUGUUUCAAAUGUUUCGGCCUCGGAAGUAGAUGUGGCACGAGGUGAUUCUGAGCUACACGAUGCUGUGUUUGUUGUGGGAGCUCUGGACGAAGCGAUUUUGUUAAGAGGAAUGAGGUAUCAUCCAAUUGAUAUCGAGAACAGUGUUAUGAGGUGUCAUAAGAAGAUCGCGGAAUGCGCUGUAUUUACGUGGACAAAUCUGUUGGUCGUGGUUGUGGAACUUGACGGUAGCGAAAGUGAGGCGCUUGACCUUGUCGCUCUUGUGACCAGUGCCGUACUCGAAGAACACCAUCUCGUUGUCGGCGUUGUCGUGGUGGUUGACCCCGGUGUCGUGCCCAUUAACUCGCGUGGCGAGAAGCAGCGCAUGCAUCUUCGCGAUGGUUUCCUCGCAGACCAACUCGACCCUAUCUACGUGGCGUACAAUAUGUAAACGAUAACGAGCUUUUUCGCGUUCUCUCCGCAAGUAGAAGGAAAACAUGGGUUAAGAAGUCUCGCACAAGCUUUCAUUUUUAUUGUAUGUUUACUUUUUUUGUACCAGUUCAGUUCGUAUACUCCGACAGUAAGUCGUUGUCACUUGUCUUAUUUAUUUUUGAUGAUUUACGUAAUGAUCAUACGUAAUGAACAACCACGUAUAUGCUUGUCUUUCUUAUUUUCCGUGACUCUGUUAACGCAUACAGGAAUUUACACUUGUUUGUUUUUGACACGAGCACGCUGCAGCUUUUUUAAAGUUACAUACGUUUUACAGAUAUUGUGUUGAGAUGAUGACAAUGAAGUUUCAGAUAUACAGUAAUCUUGAAUGGUGAUAAGAAAUUUUUCACUUUUAAAAAUGUUUAUAUAGAGUUUUUGCAUUUUUUAUAAUAGUGCAGAAAUUAUGACAGUUAGUGAUAGAGAACUAAGAGCUUAUACUGCAAGUCGUUUGAUUAAACUAAAGGAUUGACUUAUGAUUCAAGUUCGCGCGAGAAAAUUAAAUAGUGAUUGUGUUAUUUGAACAGAGUGAAAUGACAACAUUUUAUUCAUUGACUUCAACGGUGCUCGAAGUAUAAGCUUUUCAUUUCGAGAAACUUAGACUGUAGAAUCACACAUCACGUACAUCGACUCGCACAUUAUUAAUCAACCUCAAUUACGAGGAAAAACAGUGACAAUUUUAUAUCUUGUCAUCAUAAUGUUUUUGUGAACUAUCGUUUUAUGUACUGAUUAUUAACCAAUAUGAUACUAACAUACACAAUUUAUUUAAAAUUUUGCUCAAGUGAUCGCGCAAUGGUGUCGAUGAGAUCAUUUCUCUCUUAAUACAAACACACAUGACUGUUUUUCAAUGGGAUGUACAUUUGUUGAUACUUUUAUAAUUUAAUAAGCUUAUUUUAUUCUGUAAAGGAAAUAAAAAGGGGAACAAGCGAAACUGGCUUCACAGUGACGAGUGAAUUCUCGCGACAUUUUAUUCUCUUUUCAUUUCUUUGUAGUGCAAUCCUUGUAUUUACAUAUUUAAUUCCCUAGAUCAGUUCUCAAAAAAUAUAAAGGAAAACUAAUUAACCGCGACUAGACACUUUGUACAUAAUAAAAUUACAACUAAGAUGAACUAGGACCUUCUUUUUCAUUCUGUAAUGCGGAAUCGUGCCAUCGCGUAAUUUCUCUUUAUACUCGGCGUCAUCAUGCAUCGCCUCUUCUGCGCUUCUGUGCAGCUAUCUCUUUAUUCUUUAUUUUUAGAGCGCCGGCAAUUUUUCCCUGUAGGUUUGUGCAAUUACUGUUGAAGACGUCCCGAAAAAGCAAAACCAGUUAAAAUUAUCUUCAGAUUGUGCGAAAGAACUCUUGCUUCUCGACUUGUACGGAAGUUUCGAGAGCUAUUUUAACAACUGGCUUAUGGUUACAAAAGAGCGAUUUUCAAGAAUAUGAGAAAAAAUAAACAAAUUUUUAAGAAAAAAAAAUGAUAUAACGAAAGUGAAUCUAUCUUUCAAAAGUGCUUAAUUCACGAUAACAUUAUUCAAUACAUACUAUUUAUAUAAAAGCACGCAGUAAAAUUUUGUACACAUCAAGUCAUUAAAACGAGUCUCGAUGAAGCAGUUAAGAAAUCGUGCGGUUUUACGAGAUUUGGAGUGUGUUAGUUACUCAAAAAAGAGGAAGUAAAAAAAUUGAACGUCAGUUGCUCCCAAUUUAAAGAUCGCCUUGAUCUCAAUAAUAGCUCGUAUCAAUAGAGAUUUUACUCCAAAGUAGAAGAAAAAGCGAAUUUACUCGGACACCGGUAAAUUUUGUAACGAUCGGCGUUUUAUACAUCGGAGUCAGUAUAUUUCUAUAACAGAAUGCAUUUGUAGGGCGCUCGGCGAAUUCGAAGAUCGAAUUUUUUGCACAAUCCUACCUCCGCCAGGGCCGAGUACGUAUGGAGAGUAUUUUAUGUUAAAUUUAAUAUAGCUUGCAGUGUUUUCUUAGAUUUUGUUUGUUUAUCUACAACCAUCGACAAGAUAGUAAAACCAAUGCUAUCUAACACUUGAAUCUUUAAAAAAUUUAGAUUAUCCGCUACCUAGCGAAACAAUUCAAUAAAACUGAUUGUGCCGCUAUUGAUGUUUUUAUAGUAUUAUUGUUGACUGUAUGUCAGUAACCACUAUGAAAUCUCUUCGUGAAUCAGAAUUUUACUUUAACAAAAUUAAAUAUUUACUUGGAAAAAUAUUUAUAAUCAAUCAUUCCAUCAGCAAAGUGCACUUUUCAUUGAAUUUACGAUUCACGAAAAUGCAUUUCUAAAGAAAACAAAAUCAAAGAUUCUGCUGCAAUGUGUAAUCGAUUUAACGUAGGGUGACUCAGGAAUGAAUCAUCGAAGCGCGCCCGGCAAUUUGCCGUUACCGGGUGCGUCGUGGUAUUUGGUUGUAUAAUGUAUAAAUGUUGAUACUAGUAGUAGUGAUAAUGUGGAAUACUUGUCAUACCGAUUACGUUAUAAAUUUAGGUCCAGGUCUGGCGCGUGUCACAGUCCAAGGGACGUUUUAUUAGUUAUUUCGCAAUGUUUUUACGACUUGAUGACGGAAGGUAGAUGCGAGGAUAAAAAGAAAGAGAGAAAAAGGGCAAACGAGAGAAAGAAAAAAAGAAAGAGCCAAGUGCCGUGUAUAUAUUAUUAAGAUUAUUCGAGUCGUAGAGAUUUAUUGUUUUAAAGUAUAAGGUACGAUCAUAGAUUGUAUUUCGAGCGUACGCUAAUUAUAAUAUUGCGAAUGAAUUAUGUACUAUUAAUUAAUUGUCACAUUAUCGCAUAGCGUUUAAAAUGCCGUCAGACUAAUAUGUUAUUUUAUUCAAAGCGCGCAUAUUGUAUUAUUAUUCUCCUUGUCAACGUUAUUUGUUGAAUAAAGAAAAAAAGAAUGUGAAAAUUUAUGAAAAGAUAAUUUUCAGAUAAGACGUCGAUGAACAAUAGUCGGAAUGUACAAUAUAUUGUCAGCGAUUUGUAUUUUUAGAGGCGGUUGACAAUAUUUUAUAUUUUCCUACACAGGCAGUCCUCGCGGCGGAAUGAUCAACACACAAACUAAAUUAUAAAAAGAACUAUACGAGAGAAAAAUGCUGCUGUCUUGCAAACUUUCACUUUGCGAAAAUAUACAAUUUUGUCUAACACUUAAGACUUCUCGAGAGUAUACCCUUUUUUAUUGGAAGGAAAUUGAACACGAGGAGUAAUUGAGUAAAGAAGACUGUCCUAACAGUUGUUAGUAGCGCUUUUUUCUUAUUAACAAAUCGAUUGCUCGGCAAUCGUUAUACCCUUUCACACAUUUACACACCGAAACACCGACUGCGUUACAAUAUACUUAAAAAAGAAGAAAAAUAAAAUAAAAAGAGCCGUAUACGUACGCAUACGUACGCAUAGGACACAAUUUGUAAUCCACUUGAUAUUUACGGGGAACGUCGCAUGGACCGAGACACAAUUAUUAAUAAACGUAAUGUACAUUUUUUA
Nasonia vitripennis (jewel wasp) is the source of this 12380-nucleotide messenger RNA. It is a transcript of the gene DIP2, whose product is annotated as disco-interacting protein 2. The record is from RefSeq and is a predicted model, not a curated record. The transcript has 17 exons. The coding region runs from base 1902 to 8900 and encodes 2332 amino acids. NCBI's taxonomy places the organism in Eukaryota, Metazoa, Arthropoda, Insecta, Hymenoptera, Pteromalidae.